AUGUGCAAUAGUGCGACGUCCUUACUAACAUCCCAUCGUCAUCUCCAGCCCCUCGACCCCGAGCAUAACUUCGCAGCCGCAUCAAACUACAUCCGCGACGCGGCGUCCCAGGGAGCAUCUCUGGCCGUACUGCCCGAAUACCACCUAACAGGCUGGGUUCCCGAAGACCCCCAGUUUGCCGUGCUCGCGCAGACCGCGUACCAAUAUGUCGAGAAAUACCAGGCCCUUGCCAAAGAACUGAAGAUCAACAUUGUCCCCGGCACCAUUGUAACUAUUGACCCUGAAUCAUCGCCUCUACCCAAUAGUGCCACCAACAAUGGAUCAACAACGACAGCAGACACCAACCAACCACAUUCACCUCCUGCUCCGGCACUGCACAACAUUGCCUACUUCAUCGCCUACACGGGCGAGAUUCUAGGGAGCUACACCAAAGCCAACCUGUGGAUUCCUGAACGGACAGUGUUGACAUCUGGACCGGCCGCAACCUCCAGGAAAGCUAGGCCGGGGACAGCAAACCCAACCCCAGUACCACCCCCCAGUUCUCACCACGACCACACCUCAGGCCCGGUCUCCGCCGAAGGCCCGCCCGAUCCUCACUCUGUGAUUGAGACUCCCCUGGGCCCCGUGGGGAUCGUGAUCUGCUGGGAUCUGGCGUUCCCCGAGGCAUUCCGUGCCCUGGUGCGACAAGGCGCCAGGUUGAUUAUCGUCCCGACCUUCUGGACCCGCGACGACUUGACCGACGAGGCUCGAAAGUACGGGCCGGACGUGGACAUUCAGUUUUUGAGUUCGACCGUCAUCACCCGCUCCUUUGAGAAUACCUGCGCCAUCAUCUUCUGCAACGUGGGCGGCCCCAAGGAGGAAGGCUACGCCGGCUUGAGCCAGGUGGUUCUCCCUCUGGUGGGCAAGGUCAAAGGCAGUUUUGACGACGGAGAACCGGGCAUGAGAAUCGUCGAGGUCUAUAUGAGGACUGUGGAUGUUGCUGAGGAAAACUAUAAGAUCAGGGAAGACCUAGCUAGGAAGGAUUGGCACUAUGGCUAUAGCCAUGGGAAAUGA
Exophiala dermatitidis NIH/UT8656 is the source of this 1053-nucleotide messenger RNA. RefSeq lists its product as uncharacterized. The transcript has a single exon. Lineage: Eukaryota; Fungi; Ascomycota; Eurotiomycetes; Chaetothyriales; Herpotrichiellaceae. The record is from RefSeq and is a predicted model, not a curated record. The coding region runs from base 1 to 1053 and encodes 350 amino acids. Gene Ontology annotation, molecular function: hydrolase activity, acting on carbon-nitrogen (but not peptide) bonds, in linear amides.